Molecule: messenger RNA, 1314 nt
Organism: Hevea brasiliensis (rubber tree)
Lineage: Eukaryota; Viridiplantae; Streptophyta; Magnoliopsida; Malpighiales; Euphorbiaceae
Product: 50S ribosomal protein L17, chloroplastic
Exons: 3
Coding region: 96-746 (216 amino acids)
Biological process (GO): translation
Cellular component (GO): cytosolic large ribosomal subunit; ribosome
Molecular function (GO): structural constituent of ribosome
Source: RefSeq, a predicted model, not a curated record
CCAUGUUUUCAUCUGAUCCUCUAGUUCACAGCUCACAGCCUACUAUUUUUGUUGAUGGUAAGUAGUAGUAGUAGCAGAGUGGAAGCAAGAAAACAAUGGCAAUGGCAAUGGCAGCGGCCUGUGGGAGCGAUAGUAGAUGGAGAUGGAGCAUGGCAUCUCUAAUAUCAGCACUCCCUUCUCCUUCUUCUUCUUAUUCUUCUUCAGUCACCGCCGCAGUGCGAUUCCCAUCUUUACGUUCCCGUGCUCUCUGCCUCUCCCGCCGCCAACAGCCCCUCUUUCUCCGCUCCUUCACGGGUCUUUCUUCUCUAAACCCUAUCCUUUCCAUUGGUUUCUCGGAGUGUACCAGUUUUGAACAUGGGUUCCCCUCUAUUGAUAAUGGGUCUCGAUUUUUCGCCAUGAGACACGGCAGACGAGUUCCAAAGCUCAAUCGGCCUCCUGACCAACGCCGGGCACUUCUUAGAGGCCUCACUACUCAGCUGCUUAAACAUGGACGGAUCAAAACCACUAGAGCUCGGGCCAGCGCCAUGAGAAAGUAUGUUGACAAGAUGAUUACUUUGGCCAAGGAUGGGUCUCUCCACAAGAGAAGACAAGCUCUGGGCUUCAUUUAUGAAAAGCAGAUCGUCCAUGCCUUGUUUGCGGAGGUCCCGGACAGGUACGGCGACAGAAAUGGUGGAUAUACCAGAAUUAUUAGAACUCUGCCGCGGCGAGGGGACAAUGCACCCAUGGCAUAUAUAGAACUUGUUUAGCUUACUACCAAUUACACAAAACUGAGUUUUGUGCCUUGUGUUGGAGUUCCGUGCACAGACUCCAAUAUUUAGCUUUGCUUAUACGAAAAGCUCAAAAAAGGGCACUUUUGCCAGCCUGCAUUUUGGAUCUGAGACUUUGUGCACAUGCUGAGCCAAACACAACCAAAAAUGUGAAUUUUGCUGGAGUGGGGGCCCAUAGUGCUGUUGUUGGCGAUUCAUGAUUAGGGUAAUUCCAAGUAGAACAGAGUACAACAAAAUGGCAGUAACAGUUCAGUGAAAUUCUAGUAAAAAUCUUAUAUAGUUUGAUGAUGCAAAGUAUCUUGGUUCGUUCAAUAUCCACAUACUAAAAAGAUCAAUUAAGCUUUUAAAUUCGCCCUUCUCCUAUGUCAGAUAUUUUGCUCUGUAUACUUUGAUUUUUUUCUAAUCUUUCUGUUCUCUCUCCUUUUUCUUUUUUCCUGAAAUGUUUACAGUUGUAUGUUUUGCUCUUACAGGAACCUGUAAUGUUAAUAGGUUAAUGUUAGUAAAGGGUUCUACUGAGAAUGAAUUGUUGAUCUAUUUGGGGAAUAAA